Messenger RNA from Eleginops maclovinus (Patagonian blennie), 1773 nucleotides. It is a transcript of the gene slc50a1, whose product is annotated as solute carrier family 50 member 1. Gene Ontology annotation, cellular component: membrane. Gene Ontology annotation, molecular function: sugar transmembrane transporter activity. NCBI's taxonomy places the organism in Eukaryota, Metazoa, Chordata, Actinopteri, Perciformes, Eleginopidae. Gene Ontology annotation, biological process: carbohydrate transport. The transcript is spliced from 6 exons. The coding region runs from base 157 to 810 and encodes 217 amino acids. The record is from RefSeq and is a predicted model, not a curated record.
CUGCAAACACGGAAAUACACAGUGAGAUAAGCAGCUCGUCCGCGUAGUUAUAUUCCACCUUUUAUUGCAAUCAAUUUAAGCACCAGUUAAUAAAAGCAGACAUUGCUCGUAAAGCACAUAACCAGGUAGACUGUUAGAGGUUUUUUCUCUCCUUCUAUGGAUUUAAUGCAGCUUCUGUCAUGGGCCUGCAUCGUAUUUACAGUCGGGAUGUUCUCGACUGGACUGACCGACCUGAAGAAGAUGAGAGAAACCAGGAGUGCAGAUAACAUCCAGUUUCUACCUUUCCUCUUCACAUGUCUUAAUAACCUUGGCUGGUUUUAUUAUGGGAUGCUGAAGAAAGAUCAGACGAUUGUCUUUGUCAACGUUGUCGGAGCUCUUCUCCAGAUCCUGUACAUUAUCGUGUACCUUCACUACACAAAGCAAAAGAGGCUGGUGACGUCCCAGACUGUAGCAGCAGGGACGAUGCUGGCGUGUGGUUGGUUCUACUUCACCACGUUUCUAACUGAAGGAGACACUCGGCUCAGCCAGCUCGGCCUCGCCUGCAGCGUGAUCACAGUCAGCAUGUACCUGUCCCCACUUACCGACCUGGUAGAGAUAGUGCGUAGUGGUGAUGUGCAGCGCUUGUCCCUCCCUCUGACUGUAGCCACAUUCUUCACUUCAACCUCCUGGGUCCUGUACGGCCUCCAGCUAAACGACCAAUAUAUUGUGGUUCCAAACACACCUGGGAUCUUCACCAGCCUCAUCAGAUUAUAUCUGUUUUGGAGAUUUGCGGCUGUCAGUCAAAGCUCACCUGCCUAUAGUUCUAUGUAGAGAAGAGAAAUGAGGGGGGAAGUAAUAAAAAACGAAAAAGAUCUGUUGACUUCAUGAAGGGCUGCAGCAAAGACCCUUGCCGUCACCUGUCUUGUAUUUUAAUCAUACAGAGAGACAGCAGAGAGAGAUAAACUGUUAAUGGGUGAAUCACUGUUGAAGGGGGGACCGUGUUGUGGGGUUGUUACCUUCUCGGGGAGGCGAACACAAAUAAUGUGUUGUUUGGUUCAACAGUUUUUUGUCUGCAACUACUUGUUAAACACGUCUUCUUCUUUGUGUCCUUUAAGUGCCUAAUGUGAGAUCUUGUUGUCAUUAAAGAUAAAUGGCAUUUACUGAUCUUCCAACUUGCCAGGAGACUUCAAUCUGUUCACAAUCCGGUGAAUGUGAUUGACUCACCUCCUACAAGCCAAAGAUGUUGUGGAGUUUAAACUUGCUGGCUGCUAUUUAAAUAUCACAUAUUGUGCUCUGUUCCCUGGUACUCGUGUAUGGAAUAAUAUAGUAUAUCAAUAUUAUUCCCUGUUGAUGCAAUGAUGGUUUCAUAUCCUUUUGGAGUCUCGCUUUUGUAUCACGGUGCAGACAAAAAUAGAGUCAUAUCAGUAGCAGUCAGUUACGUUAGUUUUUUCUAUUAUAUAUUUUAUGUCUUUUUGCUACAUAAUGUGUAUGUUAGAUUGUGUCCACGAUAAAAUAUUCUCUACUUUUAUUGUUAAUGCUAUUUUUAUAAGCUAUUUGUAUAUGAGAUUAAAAAUAAAAAUGACAACAUAGGGGUUGUUUACAAGAAUGAGUAAUGUUUAUUUCUCUGGUGGCUGGUUUUCAUGGGUAAUGGAGUCUUGCUUGUCUCCUCAUUAUAAAUUGUAAUAUGGAUAUGUUAUGCAAAUGAAACAGCCGGGUGUCAACAAUUCACAUACUUAAAAAAUGUGUAAGAACUUUAAAGGUGCCAUGUAAAUACAUUUUUACAAAAACUGUCAA